AUGCAGCUACGCAACUACGAGGCGGUAAUGGUCUCCGUUGGAAAAACUCCUGGGAUCCUCGAGGAGUACGGCGUCGAAGUACACGGCAAUGUCGCUAGCUGCUACCUUGAGGCUGACUGGCAUCACGGUGCUCACCAUCACCGAUUGGACUGCCACAAUGGCAGCCGAGAGGAUGUAUAUGUUUUCACGUCGCACGACGGCCGUGCAAUUGAACGAGCAACACUAUACCUUGCUCGAAAGAGCGGGAGCAUAUGCAUGUCAACAGCGUACCGCAAGAUCCAUGAAGGGCAGAAGGUGCUCAAGUGGCCUAAAGUUUCUCCACCCGGCGAUGAUCCGGCGACGAAAGGGUUCAUAGAAGUCCGUUUUUACAAGGACGAAGCACCCGCUCAGCCCGCGGACGCAGACGCGGAGCUAUCUACGCUCAAUCCCGCUGCUCUCGCAGCAUCAUUAGAUGGAGACAGCAGUGGCUGGGUACCCACCCCCGAUGAAUGGGAUCGUCCUAGCGCGGUCUUCCGCUUUAUUUACACUGGUAAACCCGGCUACGCUAACCUAUCCGAGCAGGCCAUGGCCACCAUGGCGCGCGCAAGAACGCUCGAGCAUGUGUCACGGCCCCCAGUCGUCCUGCCCCAUGUGGCAGCAAGAGAAAACGGGAAGCAGAGACGGGCCGCGCGCAAGGGCGCCAGCAACUCUUUUGGAGAGGCGCAUGCGAGUUCUCAGCACGCGGAGCAAACUGACGGAGCCCCGGCGCAAGAAGAUGGGGGCCUCUUCCUUGAGUUUGUGCAGCUUAUGCAGGACCGAGCCAACACGGAGCACAACUGACGAUUUGAAACGAUGGAUGACCUGUAUUAUGCAAUAUGCACUACUUGGUAC
Molecule: messenger RNA, 870 nt
Organism: Fomitopsis serialis
Lineage: Eukaryota; Fungi; Basidiomycota; Agaricomycetes; Polyporales; Fomitopsidaceae
Exons: 5
Coding region: 1-819 (272 amino acids)
Source: RefSeq, a predicted model, not a curated record